Messenger RNA from Chenopodium quinoa (quinoa), 5309 nucleotides. RefSeq lists its product as uncharacterized. The record is from RefSeq and is a predicted model, not a curated record. The transcript has 5 exons. Gene Ontology annotation, molecular function: RNA binding; metal ion binding. Bases 580 to 4884 code for a protein of 1434 amino acids. Lineage: Eukaryota; Viridiplantae; Streptophyta; Magnoliopsida; Caryophyllales; Amaranthaceae. Gene Ontology annotation, biological process: RNA processing.
AAAUAUCGUAUUAUCAUUGAUCAAUUGAAUUUUAGAUCGAAUUCAUAUUACCUAAUUGGAUUAGAUUGAAUGGAAGUCGUUGGCACGUCAGAUUGAAGUGGACUUACAAUCCAAAAACGAAUAUAAAUUGGACUCGAUCAACCAAAUCCAAACCGAAAAUCGAACUUCCAAUCUCUUACCCUUACCUUGUCAUAUUCAAAGUCUCAAACCUUAGUGUGAAGAGUAAAAAAACAAAAUAAAAAAAAAAUUAUCAAUUGCAAUUUCUUUGAACUAAAAAACUCACCCCCUUCCAAUUUAUGCAGUAAAAUUGAGGGCAACACAAUCUAGCCAUUGGAAAAGAGUUUCAUGUUAACAAUACAAAUCAUAAUUUCUACUGCACACCAUUCAUCUUUUUAGGGAUUUUUCCGACCCUCAAAAACCCUAAUCCUUUCCUUCCAAUUUCAAACUUUAGGGUUUUCUCCCAAUUACUCGAAUUAUCAGCUGCUCGUUGCUAUGCGGGACUUGUAAUUUGGCACAAUUCAAAGAUUGUGGGGGAUUUAUUUAUAAUUGCAAUUUUCUGAGUAAUAGUAGUAAUAGGCUAUGUAUGGUCGAGGAAAUUAUGCUCCCCGGUUUGGGCAAGGUCUUCAAAGACCAAUGGCACCUUAUCAGCAACAACUUGCUGGUCAUCCUUCAGCUUCACUUUUCCAGCCAGGGAAUGCCGCUCCCUUGCAACCUGUAAUUCAACAAGGUGGACCUCCUCAUGGAGUUCCACCUCGUGGGCCUGCCUAUUUAAAUGCUCCUUCUGCUCCACCAAGCAUGCCACAUCAAGGUCCUCCAGUUUCUACUUCGAACACUGGUCAGCCUUACAUGCAUCGACCUCUAACAGGACAUAGUGGAGCCCCUGCUCAACUUCCUUAUCUAGCUACUCAACAAAAUUUUGUUUCUGGAAGUCCCAAUCCCAAUCCUCCCCCUCCUCCACCCCCUUCUAUGGGUCAUCCUAGAGCUCCACCACCACCUCCUUUUAUGCAACUUCCACCACCGCCCCCACAGGCCCCACCACCCCCAACAGCUGCUGGUCAUUUCUCCCCUGCUAAUUUUGACUCUGCUAAUCAACAAAGCUCAGAGUCUCAUAUGUCUUCCUUAGGCCCCCCACCACCGCCUCUUCCACCCUCUCCCCCACCAAGGGCUCCACCUCCUCCAUCAGCCUGCUCCUCAUCUUCUCCUGGAAAGUUUUCUACACCCACAAAUACAGCUUCUGUGUCACCAACGCAAUCAGGUCAUGAUUCCAUUUCUGAACAAGUUCUUGUGUCUGAAUCUAGUGGUAAUGUCACCACUCAUAGUCACAAAAGUGGUGCCACUCCAAUUUCUGAUGAGGAUGAAUCAUUAAAACAAAGUGUUUUGCUGGAUCUUCCUCCCCCACCACCUAAGCCAGCGGAUGAGAAUGUUGUUCGUAAUAUUGAAGUCCUGUGCCAGUUUAUUGCUAAGAAUGGGCCGGAAUUUGAAGAAAUGGCUUGUAAAAAAGAAUAUGGAAAUCCAGAGUUCAACUUUUUAGUUGGAGGCGAUCCGGGAAGUGAAGCUUCAUGUGCACAUGAAUAUUUCUUGUGGAUGAAAAAGAAAUGUGGUCUUGUAAAUGAUUUGCACAAAGUUCAAGGCCGGAGAGAUUUGUCUCAUAUGUAUGGUGAUUGUGAGCCCUCUGCAGGACCUAAUUCUGUACCCAAUGUGAGAACAUCUCAAUCACCUGCAGAUUCUGAUGUGGACAUGGAAGAUGAUAUCACACAAUCUGAUAAAGAGCAUGGAGUUAAUCAUUCAGUUGAAGAUGUUGAGCCAGAGCCUGUUUUAGCUGGAAAUGUGUAUGAACCACAAAUGCAAGAGAAUGAAAAUGAUUUGCAGUGUUCGAGAGGUAACAGUCUUUCCCUAAAAUCAAGCCCAUCUGUCAAAAUUAAAACUAGUGCUGAGAUAAAGCCUGAAAAGCUGGGUGGUCAACCCGCUGAUAUCCAUAGCCCAUUCAGACUUAUACAAAACUAUGCAUCUGAUGAUUCUUCUGAUGAUGAUGGUAAGCUGUCUCGUGAAAAUGUGAAGAUCAUGGCAGAUUCACCGCAUAGUAAAUCUGGGGAUUUAAGCUCACAUUACGACUUGGAACAUGGCAACAUGAACUCAAAGAGCAGUAAGACACCUGAAACAGGACUGGAUCAGUCUGUCACAACUUGUAUUGAGAGUGCUCUGAAUAAGGACCGAGAUGAUUUGCAAUCAAUUCAAGACGGUCUGCAGGAAAAACCAACUGCAGUUCUGUCCAGAAAAUAUGCAAGUGAUAGCGUAGAUGAUAGGGUUGAAGGAUCCAAUCCGAACACUGCAUUUCAUGGAAAAUAUGUUUCUUCACUUAAAAAUGCUGAAAAAGAAGAUAAAAAGAGUACCCCUACAGCUGUAAAAGUUGAUGAAUUUGGCAGACUGGUUAAGGAAGGUGGUAGUGAAAGUGAGUCUGAAGAUGCUCACCAUAUUCGAAGGCGUGGUAGAAGAGAUAGGAGUCGUAGCCAUAGUCGUAGCCGAUCACCAUCUGAUAGGAGGAGGAAAAGAAGUCCUCGAAGAAGUCCUCGCAGGAGGAAGGAGAGAAGAGGCCGAUCUAGAAGCCGAUCUCCAAAGAGACGAAGAAGUAGAAGCAGAUCUCCUUACAGACCCGGAGGUGAUUUUCGUGGUGAGAAAUUGAGACGAGGAAAUGUUCAAACACAGGAAUGUUUUGAUUUCCUUAAAGGACGGUGUUAUCGUGGAGCUUCUUGUCGUUAUUUGCAUGUUGAGGUAGAUAAGAGUGAAUACUCCAGACGUUAUAACAAUAAACAACAGACAGAAAAUGUGGGGAGUGUAGAUAAUCCUGGUAAACAUGGUGGAAGUGCCAGCGUGAAAUCACCUCAUGGACAUAAUGAUACAAAGGGUGAGAGAAUGCAGUUGGAUUUUGAUAAGCAUGAAAGUCGUGAUUUGGCUUCACAAACAUGUGAUGAUGAGAGAAAUAAAGCAGAAUUUGUAGAUGAUGCUGUGCGUCCCAGUGCUUCAGAUGCCGAAAAAUUCAAUACAGAUGUUAAUCAAUGUGCUGUUUCUAUGAAGGAAGAUCAGGUUUUGGGCUCAUCAGGUGAACUCAUUCCUCAGCUUCCUAUAUAUGAGAAACAUCCAUUAUCUAGCAUGCCUUCAGCUACCGAGCAAGUGAUCCAUCUUUCUCAAGCUGCUGGAGCAAAUGACAGACUUGAGGAAGAAUCCCAAAAGACGGGCAGUUCUCCAUUAGGGCUUUCUCUGAAUGAGCCUAAUCCGGUCAAAAUGCCUAAUGAAUCUACAGUAAAUGCUUCUGCGCCAGAUUUCACUCAUCAGGUUUCCCCCUUACCACCACCUCCCGUGCCUCAACAACCAACAAAUACACCUCAAGUACCAAAUCUGUUGGCUCCCUCAGUUAGUUUUCCUCCUCAAUCUGUUAAUAUUGAAAGUGGUCCCUUAUAUCAAACUCCAUUACCUCAGUCUCAUUAUCCUGUUCCUCUGAAUCCUACAUGGAAUACCCUGCCGCAACCACGUCCAUCACAUAUGGGUGGUGCAUCUAUGCCUGGUACUCACUUGCAAUUUCAGCAUGGUAAUUUUCCUUUGAGAAAUGACUUUCCAGGUCCGAUGUCUUUGAGAGGCCACCCAGGUGAACUACCUGGUUUUUCUCAGGCUGGUGGAUUUCCACAUCAUACAUAUCAUUUACCUUCAAACAGCUUUCCAGCUCAGCCAUUUUCUGGUCCCAAUCUAGCUAGGGAUGAUAUAUAUUCUCAGUUUCCUACGCAGAGCCUUGUACCUUCCAGCUCUUUUGUUUCUGGGGUGACCCCUCAACCUGGGUCAUUCCAAGGAGAUUUAUCUGUAAAGAACGCUCAGUCAUUUCCUGUGGAAAAUCUUGCGAGUGAAUCUUCAAAACAAUCUUUCCAGAAUCAUCUGUUAGCACAGAAACGACCGCCAUAUGGUCCACAUCUUACUGCUGUUGAGAGUAGUGUGUCUUCUCAUCUUGGAGGGUCUAAGUCCAUGCCUGGAUACUCUUCAAGUACACUUGACAAAGAUAAUCCAUCUAGUUUCUUUGAUGUAGGAGGAUCGAGAAUUUCCACCCAUUAUAAUCCAUAUGCUUCAACUUUUGAUCAGCCGUUAAGCACCAGAUUCAGUUCUAUUGCCUUUACGCAAGAAAGAGGGGAUGUUGGUGGUAUUAAGUAUGAUGGACAAUCAGCUGGUGAUCAUGGAUCAAGGCAGAUUAUUUCCUCAUCAAAUUCUUCUAAGGUCGGGGGACAAACUCUGCCAACUUCAGGUGGAGACCAAUAUGAUCCUUUGUUUGACAGCAUAAAUCCAUUUUCAGAAUCAAUUAAGAAUGCUCAAAAGCAGGACCAUGCAGCUGAUAACUCUUAUAUCAUGUUAAAGUUUAGCAGUCGUCACAAUGUGUUAGAUGUGGAAGAGAACAACAAGCAGAAAGUGGUUGGAGCUGUUCCUGCAACUGUGUCUCUGGAGAACGAUGAAUUUGGGGAGACAGCUGAUGCUGAAGUUGGUGCUGUUGAGAAUGGAAGCCCUAGCAGUCCCAAUGAAGAUGCGGAUGUUGCUGAAGGUGGCAUUGAGAUUGAUCAAGUAAAGUCAGAAGGGAGAAGUAAGAAAAAUAAGGACUCUAGGUCAAUGAAACUGUUCAAAGUUGCAGUUGCAAAUUUUGUAAAGGAGGUUCUUAAGCCACAAUGGCGGCAGGGUAAUAUGAGCAAGGAAGUUUUUAAGACAAUUGUUAAGAAAACUGUUGAUAAAGUAUCUGGGUCUAUGAAAAACCACCGUUUACCCAAAUCACAGGCAAAGAUAGAUCAUUAUAUUGACUCAUCACGGAGGAAACUUACGCAACUAGUGGAGGGUUAUGUCGGUAAAUACAAGAGUUGAUGUCGGCUCCCAAUUCCCAGCCAUAUUUCCAGGCACUGAAGUAUAAGCACCCAGAUCAAUUUAAGUUAACGUCUGGUUUCCCAUCAGCUGGAUGAUUUUAUCUGAAAUCUCAGAAUUUUAAGUUACAUAUUGGCAAGUACACUUAGUGUGGAGGACAUUAUUUUGCCAGCCUUGGGCUUACAAAUUUUUUCUUAGGGAGCAUGAAACCGAGUUCUCGAUAUUAGGUAUAUUAAGAUCUUUGACAAGGGUUCUUGUCAGAAGAUUGUUUAGCUUGUUGAUCAUGUAUAUUGUCUAGAUUUUCAUAAAAUUUGGUUAGUGCAUUUCUUCUUUCCUGUAAGAUGAAGAUGUGACCAAUCUCUUAGAUUUCUGUAAUAUUAGUGUAUUAUUGCCCUGAUCAUCAAUCAUAUAUUUGUUUCAUGCUUCCA